GCUACUGCGCCUGCGUGUGGGAGACGCCUCUCCCAGUUUGCGGGCGGGAAACACCCUGGAGAACCCGGAUGGAACCCGGGCCUGGCUGAGGCGGAGGUUGUUGCGGAUGCUUCUCUCUCCAGGCGCACCGCAGAUUCCUGCUCAGGGGUCGGACCCGAGGAACCGCCGUCUCUACUGGUUCCGACGGCCAGAGGCUGGGCCCUAGGCUGAGCGGAGAGUGGGACUGGAGCCUGAAACGGGCGCCUAAAAGAAGCCCGAGCAUCCCAUAGGCCUGCGCCUCAGGCUUGGAGACGGGCGGGCGGAGACCGCGCAGAGUCUUUUUUUUUUCCUAGCAGCUGGCGUUCUUAUCUCACCCGGGAGGCUGUAAAAAUCUCCGUCCUUAACAGUAACACCAUCAGGUCCUAUCAGUUAAGAGCUGCUUGUUAUUUGCAUGCAUUCUUAUAAUUAAAUCUCCUAACAACCCUGUAAGCAAAAUUCUGUGGCAUCUCUGGAAUACUACCUGAGAAUUUUUGUGUGCCAUGUCGAAGAAACGCAAAUGGGAUGAUGACUAUGUUCGCUACUGGUUCACCUGUACAACGGAAGUAGAUGGAACUCAGCGCCCACAGUGUGUGUUGUGUAACUCAGUAUUUUCAAAUGCUGACCUCAGACCAUCAAAACUGUCAGACCAUUUUAACAGACAGCAUGGUGGUGUGGCUGGGCAUGAUCUCAAUAGCCUGAAGCAUAUGCCAACACCAUCUGAUCAGAGUGAAACCUUGAAAGCAUUUGGAGUUGCAUCUCAUGAGGAUACUUUAUUACAAGCAUCGUAUCAAUUUGCGUAUUUAUGUGCCAAGGAGAAGAAUCCUCAUACAGUAGCUGAAAAGUUAGUGAAACCCUGUGCACUGGAAAUAGCACAAAUAGUUUUGGGACCAGAUGCACAAAAGAAGCUUCAGCAGGUACCCUUAUCAGAUGACGUGAUCCAUUCUAGAAUUGAUGAAAUGAGCCAGGAUAUCUUACAGCAAGUUCUAGAAGAUAUCAAAGCCAGUCCUCUUAAAGUGGGUAUUCAGCUUGCUGAGACAACUGACAUGGAUGACUGCAGUCAGCUAAUGGCAUUUGUGCGCUAUAUAAAAGAAAGAGAGAUCGUAGAAGAAUUUCUCUUCUGUGAACCAUUGCAGCUAUCCAUGAAAGGAAUAGAUGUGUUCAAUCUCUUCAGAGACUUCUUUCUGAAGCAUAAGAUAGCACUUGAUGUAUGUGGCUCUGUUUGUACUGAUGGUGCCUCCUCUAUGCUAGGAGAAAAUUCCGAGUUUGUUGCCUACGUGAAAAAAGAGAUACCUCAUAUCGUAGUCACACAUUGUUUAUUGAAUCCUCAUGCACUUGUCAUAAAGACAUUGCCUACAAAACUGAGGGAUGCUCUGUUUACUGUGGUGAGGGUAAUAAAUUUCAUCAAAGGGAGAGCUCCAAAUCAUCGCCUAUUUCAGGCUUUCUUUGAAGAAAUUGGCAUAGAAUAUAGUGUCCUCCUUUUCCAUACUGAAAUGAGGUGGCUUUCCCGAGGCCAAAUACUUACUCACAUUUUUGAAAUGUAUGAAGAAAUAAAUCAGUUUCUUCACCACAAAAGCAGUAAUUUAGUUGAUGGCUUUGAAAAUAAAGAGUUUAAAAUUCACCUAGCAUACCUUGCAGAUUUAUUCAAACACUUAAAUGAACUCAGUGCAUCUAUGCAGAGGACUGGGAUGAACACAGUAUCAGCUAGAGAGAAGUUAUCUGCUUUUGUUAGGAAGUUUCCAUUUUGGCAAAAACGAAUUGAGAAAAGAAAUUUUACCAAUUUUCCUUUUCUUGAAGAAAUAAUUGUUUCAGAUAAUGAAGGCAUAUUCAUUGCAGCUGAAAUAACACUGCAUCUGCAACAAUUGAGCAACUUCUUCCAUGGAUAUUUUUCCAUUGGAGAUCUUAAUGAGGCAAGUAAAUGGAUAUUGGAUCCAUUUCUUUUUAAUAUCGAUUUUGUUGAUGAUAGUUAUUUAAUGAAAAAUGAUCUUGCUGAAUUACGAGCUAGUGGCCAAAUCCUAAUGGAAUUUGAGACAAUGAAGCUUGAGGAUUUCUGGUGUGCCCAAUUCACAGCGUUUCCAACCCUGGCAAAGACAGCUCUAGAAAUCCUUAUGCCAUUUGCAACUACAUACCUUUGUGAGUUGGGAUUUUCAUCACUUUUACAUUUCAAAACAAAGUCCAGAAGCUGCUUUAAUCUGAGUGAUGAUAUCCGUGUGGCUAUUUCAAAAAAAGUUCCUCGUUUCUCAGACAUCAUUGAACAAAAGCUACAGCUACAGCAGAAGUCACUGUAAGCUGAUAUACUUUUUUAAUGAAUAAUUUCAAUCUUAAUAUCAUUGUAAAAUUAAGCUGUAAUUCUGUCUCUUUCAUAUUUAUGAUAUACUGAAUUCUGUGUCUAAAAAACUUAAGAACUUUAAUUUUGAAUGAGGCAUGUGAAAAUAUGUUUUGAGAAUAAAAACACAAACAGCAGAAAA
Gorilla gorilla gorilla (western lowland gorilla) is the source of this 2483-nucleotide messenger RNA. It is a transcript of the gene ZBED8, whose product is annotated as family with sequence similarity 200 member C. The transcript is spliced from 2 exons. The record is from RefSeq and is a predicted model, not a curated record. NCBI's taxonomy places the organism in Eukaryota, Metazoa, Chordata, Mammalia, Primates, Hominidae. The coding region runs from base 519 to 2303 and encodes 594 amino acids.